CGGUGGCAACGCGCAAGAACUCUUUCGGGCUUAAGAACUGCCGCCAUGGCCGCAUUUGCAACAAUCUUGUCCUGGCUUCGCUGGUGCAGCUUGUGGAUGUUGCUUGUGGCCGCUUCCGCUGCUUCCUCUUGGGCCAUAGCUGCGGACGAGAACACCGGCUGGGAGACAAGAUCUAUACAAGGCCGCGAAACAGAUGCAAAAGGGAAUCAGCCCGAUGAGAAGCAUCAACCUCACGAUUCCUCGUAUGGUACUUUCGCCAGCGAGUUUUACGAUACGCGCUUCCUCUCCGAUGAGGGUUACCCUUUUCCUACUGCUCCUCCGGUAGAUCCAUUUGCAAAAAUUCGAGCGGAUGAUUGUGGAAAAACAAAAGGAUGCUUUAGGUAUGGUAAACCUGGAUGCACUGCAGAUUCAUGCGACUAUUUUCUCAGUUACCGCAGAAUAGGAGCUGACAUAGAGUUCGAAUUGAGCGCUGAAGCUGAUGGCUGGGUAGCUGUAGGAUUUUCCUCAGAUAAGAAAAUGGGUGGAGAUGAUGUUAUGGCCUGUGUUCAUGAUGAUAAUGGAAGAGUCAGAAUACAUCACUUCUACAAUGUUGGUCAGUGGGCAAAAGAGAUUCAAAGAAACCCCGCCAGAGAUGAAGAAGGUAUUUUUGAAAAUAACCGUGUCACAUGUCGAUUUAAGCGCCCAGUGAAGGUUCCCAGGGAUGAAACUAUCGUAGAUCUCCACCUAAGUUGGUACUAUUUAUUUGCUUGGGGACCAGCAAUUCAGGGUUCUAUAACUCGGCAUGACAUAGAUUCUCCACCGGUUUCGGAGCAUGUGGUCAGUAUUUACAAGUACGAAGAUAUUUUUAUGCCUUCAGCUGCCUAUCAGACUUUUUCUUCUCCUUUUUGUUUGUUACUUAUUGUUGCCUUGACAUUCUAUUUAUUGAUGGGAACUCCAUGACGUCCCGUAUAGUAUUAUGACAGAUUGAAAUUAUUUGUCAGUGUUGCUUAAAAUUCUACUCUUUUCUAUUGGAGUUUAUAUUAGAGAACAAUUUAAUCAUUCAGAUUAUGAACAAUAAAACUGAGCGAUAAAUAUGUGCCAAAUAAUUCCCAAGAUUUG
Molecule: messenger RNA, 1098 nt
Organism: Pseudonaja textilis
Lineage: Eukaryota; Metazoa; Chordata; Lepidosauria; Squamata; Elapidae
Gene: FRRS1L
Product: ferric chelate reductase 1 like
Biological process (GO): regulation of postsynaptic membrane neurotransmitter receptor levels; regulation of glutamate receptor signaling pathway
Source: RefSeq, a predicted model, not a curated record